UCAGUAAAAACAGUUACAAUUCCAAAAUGUUUUCUUUUUUUGCGAAACGUUUUCUGAAAAUAUGAAACUUCAAGAUGACGUAAAGCGAUUGAAUUCCGUAGCGUUCGUUAAUGGAACUUGUAGUUCGUUUACUUCUCAAGUAUGCUAUUUGCAAUCUGGAAAAUGUGUUAAUGGUUGAUCACAACACUGUUACCAGCUCUUACAUCCGGAGUGAAGUCCGCAAGGUUCUCUCUUUCAGGCAUUUUAAAAAAAAAAUGAAGUUAAUAUUGACGCGAAGGCUUUUGAGUUAACUACAACUUUUGCUUAAAACAAAACGGAACUCAACCUACGUGUCGCGUUGAAGAGCGUUUCGAGUAAACAUUUGCUCUUGCAACGUUGGGUACAAGGUUUUUUAGCUAAAACGUUUGGUUGGACGGAAUGAAUACACUCUUGUAGACACAAAAAAUAACGUGUCUGUCUGCAGUCGAAACAGAAAGAUUUUAGAUUUGCAAAGACUUUCAAGCUAAAAUGAUUGCAUCUACAUUCAGGGACUGUCAGGCUUGGAGGGCGGAGGGCCUACCACUGACCACUUCCAGCAAUGAGGCCUGCAAAAUAUAUGAUGCCAUACUCACACAGUAUGUAACCUGGCGCAAUGAUGAGAGCCUUGGAGGAAUUGAAGGGUGUAUCUCAACAGUCAAAUCAGCUGACCCUGACUUUGUGAUGGGCCAUGUGAUCAGCACAGGCCUGGAGCUGGUGGGGACAGGGAGUUCGGUGCGUCUGAAUGAGCGACUGGCCAGUGCUGUGAAGAGGACGGUGGAGCUCGCCCAGAGCCAAGAGGACAUCACCCCAAGGGAGAGGCUUCAUGUCAGGGCCAUAGAGCACUUCUCCAAGGGGAAUUUCCCUAAGGCAUGUGACCUGUGGGAGGAGAUCCUGGUGGAACACCCUACGGAUCUGCUGGCUCUCAAGUUUGCCCAUGAUGGCUUCUUCUACCUUGGGGCCCAGACUCAGAUGAGGGACUCUGUGGCUCGGGUGCUGCCCCACUGGAAGCCCCACAUGCCUCUUUAUAGCUACCUGAAAGGUUUGUAUUCUUUUGGACUUCUGGAGACUCACUUCUAUGACCAGGCAGAGAAGAUCGCUAAGGAGGGUCUGGCCCUGACCCCGGACGAUGCCUGGUGUGUCCACUCUGUAGCCCACGUCCACGAGAUGAAGGCAGAGGUGGACAAGGGUCUCAAGUUCAUGGAGAGCACAGAGAAAGACUGGAAGGGAUGUGACAUGCUAGCCUGUCAUAACUACUGGCAUUGGGCUCUGUACUUCCUCGAAAAGGGAGAGCAUGAGGCGGCUCUGAAUAUAUUUGACAGCCAGGUGUCUCGGCGUGGUAAGGCUUCAGGGGCCAUGUUGGAUAUAGUUGAUGCCUGCUCUCUGCUCUACAGACUGGAGAUGGAAGGUGUGUGUGUGAAAGACCGCUGGCGGGAGCUGCAGCAGGUCACAGAGCCCCACAUGGACGAUCACGUGCUGCUGUUCAACGACCUUCACUUCCUCAUGUCGUCGCUGGGAGCCAAGGAGUCCGGGGGACUGGCCCAGUCCCGCCGCCUGCUGGAGGGCCUCCAGGAGCUGGCCAAAUCUCCAGAGGAUAACUACCAGCAUCAGCUGGCUGGCGGUUUGGGGCUGCCGAUGUGUCAGGCCAUGGUGGAGUACGAACAGGGCAACUACCGUCGCACCGUGGAGCUCCUCCUGCCCAUGCGUUACCACGUGACGCAGAUAGGGGGCAGUGAUGCACAGAGAGAUGUCUUCAAUCUCCUGCUGAUUCAUGCAGCCAUGAAGUCUGAAGAGACUCAUCACCACAAAUUAGCCAGAUCUCUGUUGGUGGAACGGGAGGCAAUCAAACCCAACUCUCCUCUCACUGACCGGCUGAUUCAGAGAGCCCAUGUCCUUCAUCAGAGAGCCUAGGAUCAGACAGACAAAUCUGGUUGUCACCAGGUCUGGAACAGUGGCUGCUGUGGAGGGACCCGCCCCAAAUUGACUGGACGUAUCCAAUUCAUUAUUUUUGCUUUUAUUUUAUAAGUACACAGACCUGCAAAAUAUUUAGAAUCUAUAUAAUCUACAUGGUCCAAUAUGAUACUAUUCAACAGCCAAUAAUAUCUCUCUGCAACCUUUUCUGAAAUGCUAUGUUUAAUGGAAUAAUAUUCUAUUACACUGUAAAUAUGGUAACGUAUAGACCAAAGUUAAUUAGCAAACGUGCAUUGAACUACAAAUAGUUUUCCAUAAAUAAUAUGAAGCCAAUUUAAAAACAAAAUCAAAACCAAAUAUUGUAAUAAAAAAUCAAUAAAAAAU
This is a messenger RNA of Esox lucius (northern pike), 2310 nucleotides long. It is a transcript of the gene ttc38, whose product is annotated as tetratricopeptide repeat domain 38. NCBI's taxonomy places the organism in Eukaryota, Metazoa, Chordata, Actinopteri, Esociformes, Esocidae. The transcript has 14 exons. Gene Ontology annotation, molecular function: protein binding. The record is from RefSeq and is a predicted model, not a curated record. Bases 508 to 1926 code for a protein of 472 amino acids.